AUGCCAUCACCUGAGAAGAUUGUGCACUUCCUGUCCAGUGCAGUGUUAAGUGUAAUCGGUGUGGCCAUCCUUGGGUAUGGGAUGUCAGCAAAUUGGAUGUCCUUAACUAUGGUCUGCGCAGCUGAAGGUAGUGAUUUCUUCAAUGGGUCUAUGAAAAUUUACAUGGGCUUGUUCGAAGGCAAAGUGAUCCCAGUUUCCUGUCCUCGGUUUGACUCUGACCAAAAAGAUAUUGGAGUGUUUAAAACGAUGGAGAAAGUAGAGGGCGCUGGAUUUGGCUUACAUGCCGUGGUCGUUGUUGCGUUGGCCAUUGCUUUGGUGGGGUCUGCAGCUAGCAUUCUCAUCACUCUCUACAACGCCAUCAGUAACCCAUAUGAAACCUACAUGGGUCCCAUUGGACUGUAUGCCUGCAGUGGAUUAAGUGCAUGCUUGGCGUUUUUGGCAAUGAUCCUGUACUUGAUAAAUCUGUUUGGGAUCAGCAUAGCAAAGAAGAUGCUGCUUGUAGACUUGAAUGCGAUUCUGAAGGAUGGGAAAAUUACAUUCCUGGUCGGCUUUUUUAUGAUUGUGCCAUACAUUAUUGUGAACCUGUUUGCCAUACUCCUGGUGUAUCUGUACGCACACAUGGCCUACAGACAACGCCAAGAACAGCAGAAGCCCACAGAGGAUGCACCUAAAGAGAUUCUGAUGUACUAA
Neoarius graeffei (lesser salmon catfish) is the source of this 690-nucleotide messenger RNA. Its product is annotated as clarin-3. NCBI's taxonomy places the organism in Eukaryota, Metazoa, Chordata, Actinopteri, Siluriformes, Ariidae. Bases 1 to 690 code for a protein of 229 amino acids. The record is from RefSeq and is a predicted model, not a curated record. The transcript is spliced from 3 exons.